AUGAAUGGGGAGCUUAUUGAGAGUUUCAAAGCUCAAAGAGGUGUUAGACAAGGUGACCCUCUAUCCCCUUACCUCUUUGUUUUAUGUAUGGAAAAACUUAGACACAUCAUUGCUACUAGGGUGUUAAAGAAGGAUUGGAAAGCUAUUAGUGUUGCGAGGUCUGGUCCUUUAAUUUGGUAUCUUUUCUUUGUGGAUGAUUUGAUUCUCUUUGGUGAGGCUUCUACUCAGCAAGCUAUGGUGGAGAUGAAAAAUUCUCUUGAUGAGUUUUAUGAGCUUUCCGAACAGAAAGUUAAUUUUGAGAAAUCUUUGUUGUACAUAUAUGCAAAUACUAAAUCUGAGCUUGUUGAUCAAAUUGAGUUGAUUUAUGGAGUUACCAGAUCUGCUAAUACGACGUCUAAGCUUCCUCAAGCUCUUUGUGAAGAGCUUGACAAGUCUUCUAAAAGAUUUAUGUGGGGAAGUAGUGAGAAGCAUCAUAAAACUCAUUUAGUCAAAUGGGAUACAGUUUGUUUGCCUAAAUAUUUGGGAGGUUUGGGUAUUAAAAAGGCUUCUCUUAUGAAUCAAGCCAUGUUAUCUAAAGCUAGUCGGAGAAUUGUUGCUGGGGACUCUAGAUUUUAG
Prunus armeniaca (apricot) is the source of this 615-nucleotide messenger RNA. The record is from the annotation of a GenBank genome assembly. NCBI's taxonomy places the organism in Eukaryota, Viridiplantae, Streptophyta, Magnoliopsida, Rosales, Rosaceae.